AUGAAGUUCCUCUGUUUCCAUGGUGCCAUUGGCAAUAUUGAUAACAUUAGCAUCCAGCUAGCUCCCCUUGAGAAGGAGAUGUCAAUGGACAGCUCUGCUGAAUUCCACUACAUCAUGGGCCCCGUCCCCGUGAUUCCCCCAGCAGGAUUUGCGGAGUAUUUUGGUAUUGGUCCGCAUUUCAGGUGGCUUGAAGACAAUGGAGUCGCGGAGGAUUCCAUGAUAUCCCGCGUUCGAAAGGCUCCGCAUGGUCAGAGCCCAGAAGAUGCCAUGAGAACUUUGGGUGAAGGCUGGGAUGGUCAAUGGAACAACCACCAGGAGGUCAUGGACUAUCUCUACGAUAUUCUGGAGAAGAAUCCUGAUAUUGCAGGUGUCAUUGGCUAUAGUGAGGGUGCUACUAUGGCUGCCAGUCUCAUCAUGGACGAAGAGAGAAAGGCACAAGAAACUGGCCGUGUCCGUCAGAUCAAGUGUGGAGUCUUCAUCACUGGAUGGCCUCCUCUUUCACCUGAGGAUGAGGUGGUCCUGGCAGACGAGAGCGACCUAAUUCUGGAUGUGCCCACACUUCAUGUGGUUGGUGCCGAUGACCCUUACCGAUACGGCGCGCUAGCACUGUUCAAUGUGUGUGACCCAGAUAGCGCGGCCCUGUUUGAUACUGGACGCGGCCACACCAUCCCUCGGUCUGGCAAAGUGAUCACAGAGUUGGGAAAUGCGGUCCGGGAUUUGAUUGAUAGGGCCUACGAAACGUGA
This is a messenger RNA of Penicillium nucicola, 744 nucleotides long. RefSeq lists its product as uncharacterized. The transcript has 5 exons. The coding region runs from base 1 to 744 and encodes 247 amino acids. The record is from RefSeq and is a predicted model, not a curated record. Gene Ontology annotation, cellular component: cytoplasm; nucleus. NCBI's taxonomy places the organism in Eukaryota, Fungi, Ascomycota, Eurotiomycetes, Eurotiales, Aspergillaceae.